GGAGAGAUUUGCCCGACCACAUUGGGAGUAACGACUCAACGAUUUCCCUCCACCGGGAAAUCGUGCAUGGUUUACCGCGGACCUGAAGGAGGAGAUUUUCAAACUACGACGGGAGAUGGACAAAGUAUUGCAGAUUAUAGAGCAACUCACCAUGAAGUCGGCAGAUAAGAAAGCAGUGGCAGCCGAGAAGAGCGAUGGUGGCACGAAGAGGUCAGAAGGAACAUCUAAAGAACCAAAGUCGAAGAAUCCAGUCACCGCAUCAGAACUCAAGUCUAUCCUGGACAGAGCACUAAGGACUGACUCGCCAAGUAAGAAGGAGGCGGAGAAAGCGCAAGGUAUGAACAUGCAAGCUGGCAGUAGCGGCGCAGGACAUAAGGCAACUGAAGAUGAAGGCAAAGUGGAGAAAAUGGUGUCGGAAGUACGGAGGGACGUGAACGAUCUCAAGCUCCUCAAGUACGAUCUUGCAACAAUUAAGGGAGCAUUGCAGAAGAUUAAUGAGCCAACAUGGACGUGCACACCGAUUGUUUCAUCAUCCGUGCAUCCAUAUCAAUAUCCUAGUACAAUUUCUGGACUGUCGGCCUCAGUACACAUCAACCGCAGCGCCCCAAGCUGCAGUCGACCAAGCCAUAGCAUUCCAAGCCGGAGCAGAAUGGGCCAACCAAUUCCGCCACAUCCCAAGAGGGGAAGAACGAAGAUGAGACGACGAACAUCAGCGAUUAAGAUGAAGGCGAAGCGCAGCAUCAAUUUCGGCCACGAAUCGUUAACAGAUGCGCAACUCCUUCGCCUACAUCAUCUGAAGGAUUUGUGUAAGAUACACAAUAUCAGAUAUAAAGACAAACCACAAGCGAUAUCUGAUCUGCGCAGAGUACCAGGACUGAUUCAAGACAACAGACGCGAUUUUAAUCGUGACUCAGACCUCGAGACGCAGAUCAUUCCUAACCCUGACAAUAUCAGGAUCGAAAACAACAUUAGGAACGAGGCAUCCAGCUAUGAAGAAACAGAUGAGCAGGAGGACAACUCCGAAUCAAGUGAUGAUGAUGAAGAUGAAGAUGGUGACUCAUCGGAUAUGUCUUCAAGCAAGGAAGACCUAUCGGGAAGGUGAACGAGCCACCGCCGGCGGAUGGACUCACCAAGGCACAGAAAUGGGAACAGAUACACAAGCUAGCAACAACGAUAGAACGACUAGUAAGUACGGGUAAGAUAAGUGAAUGUCACUCUUAUAACAGACGCUACAGACUGUUGUUCAUUUCACUUGCAUUGGAUGGAAACAUCCCAUGGGCAGACCCUCUAGUCGAUCUAUGGACUGCUCAGUAUCAGAUAGUGGAUUCCUUACGGACUGCUAGUUAUAG
Messenger RNA from Chara braunii, 1349 nucleotides. Lineage: Eukaryota; Viridiplantae; Streptophyta; Charophyceae; Charales; Characeae. The record is from the annotation of a GenBank genome assembly.